GCGCAUAUAAGAGUAGUUCCGCAAAUUUGAUUGAAAUACUGCUGUUUUCAUUUUUGGUUACACAUAUUUCCAAAUAAUAUGUAUUUAUUUCAGUAUUACUUCUCAUAUAAACACCUUUUUUUAACCAUAUUUCAGAUUCUUCAUGCUUCUUGGAUCUGUUUUUGGCUUUGUUGCUUCAGAUAUAAUCAGUAAAGUGAAUAUUUUGGAAGAAUAUCGGCGGUCUGAAAAUGCCAAUGAAUAUGCUACAGUUCAGUCGAUGAUCGAAUAUGAAAGUUCGAAUGGAAUUACUAAAGAUACCAGCCGUCCUUCUGGUUCAAGAACUCUGCUGCGCUUGCAUCGAUCCUUGGAAUUUAUUAUGUCGUUUAUGCGUGAUUUCAGUACUGCAGAUGCUGAUGCAAAAAGCUCGGCAAUCGCACAAAAAUGCUAUAAAGAAACAUUAUCUCGAUAUCAUCCUUGGCUGAUUCAGAAGGGGGCUUAUUUUGCAAUGUACACCUUACCUGCCCGGCAGCAAUUUAUAGAAAGAGUAUAUGGUGGGCCUUGUGAUGAAGAGACAAUCCAGUUGUAUGAAAAGCUUAUGGGUGAUAUAGCUGAUAUAUCCAAAAAAGUAUAUGAUGAAACCAAUAAGCUGUAUGAAGCAAAUAGUCUUUUAAAUUUACCUUAAUUUUAGAGAUACUUUUUGCCAUCUAGUUUGCAAAUUAAUUUUGUGAUAUAUUCUUAUUUUGCUACCAAUGCUUUCAUUGGAAAAUGUAGCAAAAUUUAAUUUGUGCAGAUCUUUCUACAUAAAAAGAAGUACCUUUCUCAAACAUAUUUAAAAAAAUGCUUAGCAGCUUAAAAACUUAUUACUAAAAAUGCUAAUUUAUAUUAUUAUUGAAAUGUAUUUGUUAUUUAUGACUCUAUAGAAGAUAUUUACAGUAUUGAGCUUAUAUUUAUUACUUGCUUUAGAACAAGAGAUUCCAAUAAUCAUAGAUUUAAGAAAAAUUGCAAAUAGAAAUAUGUAUUCACCUUUGUUUGCUACUUUAUGUACAGAUUUUUGCAUUUAUUGUACUUAACACUUUUUAAAGUUUGAAUCUCGUGUAGUCCUGCUGCACAAAUUUAUUGAUAAACUGACAGUUUUCUGAACAAAAUGAAUUUUAGUGCUUUCUGCUCAUUCACACCAAAUUAAGUUACAUUCCUCAUUCAAAUUAAAUUCUUAUAAAAUUAAAUAAACUAAAACAUUCCUUAUGCAAAUUAAGGUACAGUUAGAAAUUUGAGUAUUUCUCUUUUUUCAAUUCUAUAAUUAUCUAAUAAUAAGGAGGAUGUAACUAACUGAAACAGAAAAUAACUCAUGUAACUAUUUCAAGCAUUUAAUUAAUUUUUCUUUUAAACUUAGGUAUUUUAAAAAAUCAGAAAUCCUUUUAAACGUUUUCAGAGCUUUAAAAGAAUUUAGAUCUCAAAAGUAUAUAUUUACAAUAAGCUGUAUUACCUUUUUAAUUAGGUUCAAAAUCAAUUUCUUGUACAAAUAAUAACUGAAAUAAACUUUUAUAUUAAAUCUGAAAAAUAAUUCAUUCAAAUAAUGAUUAGAUGGAUAUUUCUCAUUGGCAGAAUAAUCAAAUAAAUAGUUAAUUUGCUUUAAGAAGGCUUUUAUUUAAUACAUUUUGAAAAUCAUAAAAAGUAUACAUAUGUAUUUUUUGUAUGCUUCAUCUUUUUCUCUGCAACGUAACAAGAUAUUAUGUAGUGGCUAUUAUAGUUUCUUUAUAAAAAUAAGUAAUACCAUGCAUUAAGGAAAUGUUUAUUUGUAAAACAUCCUUUUAGUAAAUCUUGCAUAUAGUAUAACAAUAUAUUAAUAAUUUAGUAUGAUUCAGACUAUUCAAGCUUGUCUGAUAAGUGAAUAGAAUCAACAUCUAUACCUACAUGAGUUUAUGCUAUCUAUCUCGUAUUUUAAUAUGAAAAGAUAUUUCUAAAUUUGAGCUGUACUUUAAAAGAAUCUGUUUAAUGUUUUUAAUGGUAUUGUUAAGUUUGUAACUUAAAAAAUACUGUGAAACUUUGAAUGCAUUCUGCAGUGUAACAGAAUAGUUUGUACAAACCUCAUCACAAAUGAUGAAAGAGGUGAAUUAUUGUUUCACAGCCUUUACAACACUUGCUGAAUGUGUUGUACUAUUUAUAUAAAUAAAUUUUUAAAAAAAUUAA
This is a messenger RNA of Stegodyphus dumicola, 2166 nucleotides long. Its product is annotated as ceramide-1-phosphate transfer protein. The record is from RefSeq and is a predicted model, not a curated record. Lineage: Eukaryota; Metazoa; Arthropoda; Arachnida; Araneae; Eresidae. Gene Ontology annotation, cellular component: cytoplasm; membrane; cytosol. Gene Ontology annotation, biological process: intermembrane lipid transfer; ceramide transport. Gene Ontology annotation, molecular function: ceramide 1-phosphate transfer activity; ceramide 1-phosphate binding.